AUGGAGUUCACGGUGGCGGUAAGUGUGCUGACCGAAAAAGUUCCAAUAAGUUCUAAUCAACCUGUUCAACCACACAACCAGAACUACCUCUUCGUGGUGAGCAACGAUCCGAAGUUGAACAUCUCAGUAUGGAACUGGAAUGCCGGCAAGGUGAUUGCCAGUGCUUCGGUCGUCUGGCACCUGCACCAGGACAAGACGAUGGACUAUCGCACAGCUCUACAGACGCACUCCAAACUGUCGAAGACGAUCCACUGCGCCGACUUCCUGGGCGACAACAGCCUGCUCACCGGCGACGCCACCGGCCACCUCACCAUCUGGGCGCCCUUUGAGGUGAACGCCGUCCUGGAGUUCGCCGUCAAGGAGGUCAAAGGCCACGAAGCGCCGCUGACGGCGCUGGUGCUCACGCCGGAGCACCUGCUGGUCAGCGCCGACGCGGCGGGCGCCAUCAAGACCUGGGACGUGGGCGGCGAGGGCGAGUUUCGCCUGCUGAACGCCAUCAAACUGUCGGCGCUCUGCGGGGCGGUCGCCUCGGUGGCCUUGCCGCCUGCGGUGGCCCCGGUAAAAAAGGGUUUUAAGAAAAAUGGAAACGGUGGUGACAAGGAUGAAGGCGCUGGCCUGAUGGAGGUUUUUGUCGGCACGACGGAGAACUUUCUCCUGCGCGGUUCGGCGCUGCAGUCCACCAGCUACGACAUUGUCUUUGAGGGUCACAUCAUGGCCAUCCGCAGCAUCGCCUUCGACCCGCAGGAGGACCUCUUCUACACUGCCUCCCUUGACCAGAAGGUGUGCAAGUGGAGCACCGGGGCGCUCGUCUGGCGGACGACCAUUGACGUGCAGGCCAUCUCCUCUGCGGUGCACCCGGGCGGGCAGAUACUGGCCAUCGGCUCGGUGAACGGCAUCAUCAGCAUCCUCGCCUGCGUCUCCGGCGAGCUGGUGCACCACCUCGAGAUCAGCGCCGGCGUCUGCAUCGGCUGUCUGGCCUACUCCGCCGACGGCAGCUUCCUGGUGGCCGGCUGCCAGGAUGGCUGUCUUCACGUGCUGCCGGUCACCGACGAUGGCUUCACCUACAGCAAGGUCUCGGUCCUCAAGGGUCCGCUGCCCAUCCUCACGUUGCAGUGGUCGGUGGACACGCAGUUCAUUCUCACGUCGGUGGAUGACAACAACUACCAGGAGUUGAUUCUCUGGGACCUGCACAACACGCGCUACAUUCGGAAUGUGACCAACUUCUCGGAUAACCUCCGCUGGCACAAUGCCACCUGCAGUGGGCUUGAAGACGCGCGCGGCACGUGGGACAAUGAGCGGCUGAAGAACGUCAUCAACAUCUGCAAUCACUACAGUCCGUCGCUGCGGUACAUCGUCACGGGCGAUGAGAGCGGCUUCGUGCGCCUCUUCUCCUAUCCGUGUCUGCAGACCAAUGCGGCCUUCUUCGAGUACCGACAAGGCGGCGGCAGCGUGACGGACAUCAAGAUCAGCCCCAAAGAGACGCUGGUGGUCGACUGCAACUUUGAGGGCUCCAUCCUGCUCUGGACGCUCAAGGAGUACGACGGCAACAGCUCAAACACGACGACAAAACAGCAGUAA
Rhagoletis zephyria (snowberry fruit fly) is the source of this 1578-nucleotide messenger RNA. The record is from RefSeq and is a predicted model, not a curated record. Lineage: Eukaryota; Metazoa; Arthropoda; Insecta; Diptera; Tephritidae.